CUCUUCUUCAAACGGAUCGCUCGCUCGUUCGCUUUGGUGGUUCACUUCGCUCGUUCCCUCGCACAACUACAGUUAUGGAUGAUUCACAUGCAAGGGAAAAUCGUGAACAAGAGGAAAAUGACUAUUGGGAUCUUGUGUCAAUCACAGGAGUUGCAAUUUUUUAUCAAGCAACAUACCUUUGCAGACAACCUUGCAUGACCUCAACUUAUACAGGUUAUGCAUGGUUAAAAGAGUUGAUGGGCGAAGAUGCGAAUCCUAUAAGGUGCUAUAAUAUGUUUAGAAUGCAUAAGGUUGUAUUUAAUAAUUUAACCCGUGACUUAGUAGCAUGCUAUGGUCUUGAAGGGUCUAGAAAUACUGAUGUUGCAGAAAUGGUUGGUAUGUUUCUUCAUAUUUUGGGACACGGUAUAGGCAACAUGUUAGCACAAGAGCGCUUUCAGCGCUCCGGGGAAACCAUAAGUAGGUACUUUAGCUUAGUUUUAGAUAAAGUAUGUGAUAUGGGAAAAGAUUUGAUUCAGCCAAUCGAUCGAGAAUAUAGGGAAGUUCCCGAGAAAAUCAAGAAAGAUCGACGAUUUUUUCCAUAUUUUAAGGAUUGCAUUGGAGCUAUUGAUGGUACACAUAUCCCAGCGAUGGUACCUACGUACGAUCAAAUUCGUUUUAUUGGUCGAAAAGGAAUGACGACUCAAAAUGUGAUAGCCAUAUGUAAUUUUAAUAUGGAAUUUGUCUAUGUAUGGGCCGGUUGGGAGGGACAAGCUCAUGAUACACGUAUCUUCUAUGAAGCCAUUGGAAGACCUGAUACACAUUUUCCCCAUCCUCCUCCAGAUUCGUUAUUUAAUGGUUUAGUUACAUCCAUAUAUCUAUGUGGCAUAUGUUGAUUAGAUUUACAAUAUAUUGGUGUAGGUAAAUAUUACUUGGUAGAUGCUGGAUAUCCAAAUCAUAUGGGUUAUUUGGGGCCAUAUAAAGAAGUUAGAUAUCAUU
Syzygium oleosum is the source of this 975-nucleotide messenger RNA. RefSeq lists its product as uncharacterized. Lineage: Eukaryota; Viridiplantae; Streptophyta; Magnoliopsida; Myrtales; Myrtaceae. The record is from RefSeq and is a predicted model, not a curated record. Bases 75 to 872 code for a protein of 265 amino acids. The transcript is spliced from 2 exons.